Cutaneotrichosporon cavernicola is the source of this 1077-nucleotide messenger RNA. RefSeq lists its product as uncharacterized. The record is from RefSeq and is a predicted model, not a curated record. Lineage: Eukaryota; Fungi; Basidiomycota; Tremellomycetes; Trichosporonales; Trichosporonaceae. Gene Ontology annotation, cellular component: Gtr1-Gtr2 GTPase complex; nucleus; fungal-type vacuole membrane. Gene Ontology annotation, biological process: cellular response to starvation; negative regulation of autophagy. Gene Ontology annotation, molecular function: GTPase activity; GTP binding. The coding region runs from base 1 to 1077 and encodes 358 amino acids. The transcript is spliced from 7 exons.
AUGAGCAACGGCGAACCCUCGACUGCCAACGACGACAACAGGAUAAAGGUCCUCGUCACCGGAUGGCGCAAAGCAGGCAAAUCGGCCUGCAUCAAGACCGUGUUUCAGCACCUACCUGUCAAGGACGUGCCAUAUAUUGGCAUCACUCAAAAGAUCGAGAAGGUUGAUUAUGACACUAUCGUCCCGCUGCAGAUCUGGGACACGCCGGCAAACUUUGACCUCGACCAGCUCGACGUGCCCCUCUCUUCGUUCUCAACACUCGUGUAUGUCAUCGACAUGCAACAAGACGACUCUUACCACGAGGCCGUGAGGCAGGCAAUCACCAUGAUCCUACGCGGCUACCUCGCGAACCCUCAGAUGAAGUUCUCCGUGUUCAUCCACAAGGCUGAGGCGCUGUCCGAGGACUAUCGGGGCGAGAACUACUCGGAGAUUCAGAGAUCCAUGACCGAGGAGCUUGAGGACUACCACUACACCAGCCUACAGCAGUACGCUCCAAACAUCGACCUCGCCGAUCCGUCCGUGUGCAACAACAUCUUCAACCACAUGACCGCCGAGAUCAAGUUCGACAUGACGAGCGUGCAUGACGUGUCCCUCCGCGAUGGGUGGAGCAAGGUUAUCCAGGGCGUGAUGGAGAUGCUACCAGCCGUUGAAGCGCUCCUGCUCAACUUUACAGAAACAUCGGGGAUGGACAACUCGUACCUGUUUGACAUUGACUCGGUCGUUGUCCUAGCGACGGAUAACCGGCACCGCAAUGACGCGACGAUGGAGCAGGUGACCGAAUACCUCACCAAGAAACUGCGGACGCUGAACGCGCCUCCAGGGAAUGGCGCGAGCGACGAUGGCGCCUCGGGGACACCUCGGCGAGACUGGUGGGAAGAGGAGGACCCAGAGGUGCCGUGGAUGACGCAGGCGACGAGGCUCAUGCCCAAGAGCACCAUCGCUCUCUGGCAGUUCACUCCGCACCUAGCUCUUGUGGUGCUUCUGCACACGGACACUUGGCAGGCGCGUAGGGGCAUGAUCGAGUACAACUUGACUUUCUUGCGGCAGGGAGUGCGCCGGAUCCUGAUGGAGGUAUAG